Molecule: messenger RNA, 729 nt
Organism: Meriones unguiculatus (Mongolian gerbil)
Lineage: Eukaryota; Metazoa; Chordata; Mammalia; Rodentia; Muridae
Gene: Ndufaf2
Product: NADH:ubiquinone oxidoreductase complex assembly factor 2
Exons: 5
Coding region: 76-645 (189 amino acids)
Biological process (GO): mitochondrial respiratory chain complex I assembly
Cellular component (GO): membrane
Source: RefSeq, a predicted model, not a curated record
UGGGCGGGGCCUCGCGUGGGCGGGGUCUCGUGGCCGGAGCAGAGUCGCAAGUCCCUACUCGAGCCGCGCUCCGGCAUGGGCUGGCUGCGGGGUGUGCUGCGCCUUGUGUCGGGCGCCGUGUCGAGGGAGGUGAGGGAGCUCGUGGGCACGGACCAUCUCGGGAACAAAUACUACUACAUCGCCCCGUACAAGAACUGGAGAGGGCAGACUAUUCGAGAGAAAAGAUUUGUGGAAGCAGCAAACAAAAAAGAAGUGGACUAUGAAGCAGGAGACAUCCCCACAGAGUGGGAAGCAUGGAUUAGAAGAACAAGGAAGACCCCACCUACUAUGGAGCAGGGCACAGGACAGUGGUGGCUACAGAAAAGGAAAUGGCUGGCAACACUGGAGCUAGAGGCGGUGCUCUCGGAAAUACUAAAGAAUGAAAAAUACAGAGAAGAAAUUAAAAUUAAAAGCAAAGAAUUUUACGAAAAAGAUAAACUCGGUAAAGAAACCCGCGAAGAACUCCUGCCUUCACCUGCUGCAACCCAAAUUAAAGGGCAUGCCUCUGCUCCGUACUUCGGAAAGGAAGAACCUUCAGUGGCUCCCACCAGCACUGGUCAAACUUUCCAGCCAGGAUCCUGGAUGCCAGAAGAUGGCAAAAGAUAAAAUCCAUGAAUGUACUAUAAUAAAGUCAUUUCAUAUGGAUAUAGUUAUUUUAACAAAUAAAACUUAAAAGUUGACCCCUUUGAA